Molecule: messenger RNA, 408 nt
Organism: Mus caroli (Ryukyu mouse)
Lineage: Eukaryota; Metazoa; Chordata; Mammalia; Rodentia; Muridae
Source: RefSeq, a predicted model, not a curated record
AUGGAGUCACCCCAGAGAGCAACAACAGGGAGUGCAGGGCUCGACCUCUGUUCCACCACCCGACUCAUAUUAACACCCCGCACAGGAGUCCAGAUGGUGGACACAGACUUUAAAGGCCCACUGCCAGCUGAUAUGGUGGGACUGAUUUGGGGAAGGUGCUCUGUUACCAUGCAAGGAUUAAUAGUUCAUCCAGGAGUAAUUGAUUCAGAUUUUACAGGAAAGGUUAAGAUUAUGGUAUCUUCCCCUAGAGGCAUCGUUGCCAUUUCCCCUGGUGAUAGAAUAGCUCAAUUGCUCCUUUUGCCCAGCUGUCACUCUCAAUUUCCAGCCAAAGAUUCAGAAUGGGGAGACAAAGAAUUUGGCUCUACUGGGACCUCCAAUAUAUUUUGCUCUCUAAAUCUUGAUACCUGA